Acanthosepion pharaonis is the source of this 2382-nucleotide messenger RNA. The record is from the annotation of a GenBank genome assembly. NCBI's taxonomy places the organism in Eukaryota, Metazoa, Mollusca, Cephalopoda, Sepiida, Sepiidae.
AUGAUCUUCACAUUCUAUUUUUUACUUUAUUCCAUUCUUUCUUUUCUUUUCUUUUCUUUCUUUCUUUUUUCUUUCUUUCUUUUUUUUCUUUCUUUCUUUCUUUCUUUUUUCUUUCUUUCUUUCUUUCUUUCUUUCUUUCUUCCGUUUUUAUUCACUCUAUUUAUUCACACUUUUCUUAUGCCUACAUUUGACUUUAGUAUUUCAGAAAUAUUUUUAUUUUCGUUUUCUCCCUUUGGAUUACCUUCACUUUCAUUCUCCAUUUUAUUCUUUCUUUCUUUCUUUUUUCUUUCUUAUGUGUUUUAUUAUAUCUUUCGUCCUUUGUUCUUUUGUCUACGUUGUCUUAUCAAUUUCUAUUUUAAUUUUUUUUUUCAUAAUUUUUCUCUUCUGAUUAACUUUGCAUUUUCUUUCAUUUAUUCUUUCAGUUUUUAUUUCUUUUCAGUUCUCGAUUUACACAUUUAUUAUAUGUUUAUGCCUGUCUUUCUUUCUUUUUCUCUGUUUUAUUCAUUCUCCAUCUUUAUUCUCUCUGCGUUAUCUCUCCCCAUUUUUCUUUUAAUUCUUUCUUUCUUCCUUUUUCUUUCUCUUUCUUUCUUUCUUUCUUUCUUUCUUUCUUUUCUUUCUUCCGUUUUUAUUCACUCUAUUUAUUCACACUUUUCUUAUGACUACAUUUGUCUUGUCUUUCUUCAGAAAUAUCUUUACUUUCGUUUUCUCCCUUUGGAUUACCUUCACUUUCAUUCUCCAUUUCUUUCUUUCUUUCUUUCUUUCUUUCUUUUUUCUCUUUUGAUUUUCAUUUCUUUCUUCCUUUCCUUCUUCGGUUUUGUUUUCUCUUCUUAUUACAUAUAUUUACUUUUUAAUUAUUCCUUUAUCCUUCAUUUUUUUCUUUUUUUCUUGUUUUACUUCCAUUUUUUAAUAUGUCAUUCUUCGUUUCUUCUUCGUUUUGCACUUUCAAAACUAUUUUUUAAAAUAUUAUUCCUUGGGUAUCUAUCUAUAUAUUUAUUUCCUUCAAUCUUUUUCUUUCUUUUUUUUUUUUUCAAUUAUUCUAGCAUUCAUUAUUUUUUUCCUUUCUUUUGCUUUUUAUUCAUUCAUUUUUGUCCUUUUUUCUUCUUCUGCCCCUAUUCCAUUCAUUUUCUUUUUUUCGAAUUCCUUCAUCGUUUGUUUCCCUCUAUUUUCUUCCUUUAUGAUUUUCAUUCGUUUCUUUACAAUUCAAUCAGUCUUUCUUUAUUUCUUCUUUUCUCUUUUUUGUCUUCCUUCCUUCGGUCACUUGAUUUACUUUUUAUUCUCUUACUUAAUUUUUACAUCUUUCUUUACUCUUUCUUUUUUCUUUUAUUUUUCCUUCUGUCAAUAUGUUUGAUCCCUUCUUUCCUCCUUCAUUCGGUGAUUUUUCUUCUAUGCAUCCAUUAUUUUCCCGUUUAUUUCUUCCUCAUUCCUUUUCAUAGUUUUCUUGUAUUCAUUCACAUCUUAUUUAACCGCCUUUUGAAUCUUUCCUCCCCUUUUUUUCCUUUUCUUUAUUUCAUACAACUUCUUUUCUUUCUCUCUUCCUUUCUUCAUUUCUUUAUUUUCUCUUUCCUUCUCACUUUCUUCUUCAGAGAGGUGUCGUUUUCAUUGCCGCCCUGUGCGUUCGGUAGGAAACACGGCUUCUGCUUCUUCUUCUUCUUCUUCUUCAUUAUUAUUAUUACUAUUAUUAUUAUUAUUAUGCCGGUUACUACUACUACUAUAUCUAUCUAUCUAUUUAUCUCAUUCUAUUCAUAUCUAUCUAUCAAUAUAUCUAUCUAUCUCUUUCUAUUCAUAUCUAGCUAUCUAUCGCAUUCUAUUCAUAUCUAUCUAUUUAUCUAUCUAUCUAUCUAUCUAUCUAUCUAUCUAUCUAUCUAUCUAUCUAUCUAUCUAUCUAUCUCAUUCUAUUCAUAUCUAUCUAUCAAUAUAUCUAUCUAUCUAUCUCAUUCUAUUCAUAUCUAUCUAUCAAUAUAUCUAUUCAUAUCUAUCUAUCUCAUUCUAUUCAUAUCUAUCUAUCUCAUUCUAUUCAUAUCUAUCUUAUUCUAUUCAUAUUUAUCUCAUUCUAUUCAUAUCUAUCUUAUUCUAUUCAUAUUUAUCUCAUUCUAUUCAUAUCUAUCUAUCUAUCUAUCUAUCUAUCUAUCUAUCUAUCUAUCUCGUUCUAUUCAUAUCUAUCUAUCUAUUUAUCUCAUUCUAUUCAUAUCUAUCUAUCUAUCUGUCUAUCUCAUUCUAUUCAUAUCUAUCUAUCUAUCUCAUUCUAUUCAUAUCUAUCUAUCUAUCUCAUUCUAUUCAUAUCUGUUUAUCUAUCUUAUUCUAUUCAUAUCUAUCUCAUUCUAUUCAUAUCUAUCUAUCUAUCUAUCUCAGUCUAUUCAUAUUCAGAUGAGCUCCAUUCUUUAG